Messenger RNA from Pan troglodytes (chimpanzee), 3260 nucleotides. It is a transcript of the gene STRN4, whose product is annotated as striatin 4. Lineage: Eukaryota; Metazoa; Chordata; Mammalia; Primates; Hominidae. The coding region runs from base 39 to 2366 and encodes 775 amino acids. Gene Ontology annotation, molecular function: armadillo repeat domain binding; protein-containing complex binding; calmodulin binding. The record is from RefSeq and is a predicted model, not a curated record. Gene Ontology annotation, cellular component: dendrite. The transcript has 19 exons.
GAGGCACAGCGGGCGCGCGGGCCGGCCCCGGGGCCUCCAUGAUGGAGGAGCGAGCGGCCGCAGCGGUCGCCGCCGCCGCCUCCUCCUGCCGUCCGCUCGGCUCAGGCGCGGGCCCUGGCCCCACUGGGGCGGCCCCGGUCUCCGCCCCUGCCCCCGGGCCGGGCCCGGCAGGUAAGGGAGGCGGCGGCGGAGGCAGCCCCGGGCCCACGGCGGGCCCGGAGCCCCUGAGCCUGCCGGGGAUCCUGCACUUUAUCCAGCACGAGUGGGCGCGCUUCGAAGCCGAGAAAGCCCGCUGGGAGGCCGAGCGCGCCGAGUUACAGGCUCAGGUGGCCUUCCUUCAGGGAGAGAGGAAAGGGCAGGAGAAUCUAAAGACGGACCUGGUGCGGCGGAUCAAGAUGCUAGAGUAUGCGCUGAAGCAGGAAAGGGCCAAAUAUCAUAAACUGAAGUUUGGGACAGACCUGAACCAGGGGGAGAAGAAAGCAGAUGUGUCAGAACAAGUCUCCAAUGGCCCCGUGGAAUCGGUCACCCUGGAGAACAGCCCGUUGGUGUGGAAGGAGGGGCGGCAGCUUCUCCGACAAUACCUUGUGAAGAUUUAUGAAGCGUGGCUUUUUAUUUCCCAAGGGUACCUGGAAGAGGUGGGCUACACAGACACCAUCCUCGACAUGCGGUCCAAGCGCGUCCGUUCCCUGCUGGGCCGCUCGCUGGAGCUCAACGGGGCAGUGGAGCCGAGUGAAGGGGCCCCCAGGGCUCCACCAGGCCCUGCGGGGCUCAGUGGCGGGGAGUCGCUGCUGGUGAAACAGAUCGAGGAGCAGAUAAAGAGGAACGCGGCAGGCAAAGAUGGCAAAGAGCGCUUGGGCGGCUCAGUGCUGGGGCAGAUCCCCUUCCUGCAGAACUGCGAGGACGAAGACAGCGACGAGGACGAUGAGCUGGACAGCGUGCAGCACAAGAAGCAGCGUGUGAAGCUCCCAUCCAAGGCUCUGGUGCCUGAAAUGGAAGACGAGGAUGAGGAAGACGACUCUGAGGAUGCUAUCAAUGAGUUUGAUUUCCUGGGCUCAGGAGAGGAUGGGGAAGGGGCUCCAGACCCUCGGCGGUGCACUGUGGAUGGGAGCCCCCAUGAGCUGGAAAGCCGUCGGGUCAAACUCCAAGGCAUUCUGGCUGACCUGCGGGAUGUGGAUGGGCUGCCCCCAAAAGUGACUGGCCCGCCUCCUGGCACACCCCAGCCCCGGCCACAUGAAGGUUCCUUUGGCUUCUCCUCAGACGUCUUCAUCAUGGACACUAUCGGGGGCGGGGAGGUGAGCCUGGGGGACUUGGCAGAUCUCACCGUCACCAAUGACAACGACCUCAGCUGCGAUCUGUCUGACAGCAAAGAUGCUUUUAAGAAGACGUGGAACCCCAAGUUCACCCUGCGCUCGCACUACGACGGCAUUCGUUCCCUGGCCUUCCACCACAGCCAGUCGGCUCUGCUCACCGCCUCCGAGGAUGGCACGCUCAAGCUCUGGAACCUGCAGAAGGCGGUCACGGCCAAGAAGAAUGCGGCGCUAGAUGUGGAACCUAUACAUGCUUUCCGGGCUCACAGGGGCCCAGUGUUGGCUGUGGCUAUGGGCAGCAACAGUGAAUACUGCUACAGUGGCGGGGCGGAUGCCUGCAUCCAUAGUUGGAAGAUUCCAGACCUCAGCAUGGAUCCCUAUGAUGGCUACGACCCAAGCGUGCUGAGCCACGUCCUGGAGGGCCACGGGGACGCCGUGUGGGGCCUGGCCUUCAGUCCCACCUCCCAGCGCCUGGCCUCCUGCUCUGCUGAUGGCACCGUCCGCAUCUGGGACCCCAGCAGCAGCAGCCCGGCCUGCCUCUGCACCUUCCCCACAGCCAGCGAGCACGGGAUCCCCACCUCAGUGGCCUUCACCAGCACCGAGCCUGCCCACAUCGUGGCCUCCUUCCGCUCUGGCGACACCGUCUUGUAUGACAUGGAGGUUGGCAGUGCCCUCCUCACGCUGGAGUCCCGGGGCAGCAGCGGUCCAACCCAGAUCAACCAAGUGGUGAGUCAUCCAAACCAGCCUCUCACCAUCACCGCCCAUGACGACAGGGGCAUCCGCUUCCUGGACAAUCGGACAGGUAAGCCGGUGCACUCCAUGGUUGCACACCUGGACGCAGUCACCUGCCUAGCCGUGGACCCCAACGGCGCAUUCCUGAUGUCAGGAAGCCAUGACUGCUCCCUGCGUCUCUGGAGCCUGGACAACAAAACGUGCGUGCAGGAGAUCACGGCCCACCGCAAGAAGCACGAGGAGGCCAUCCACGCUGUCGCCUGCCACCCCAGCAAGGCCCUUAUUGCCAGUGCUGGCGCUGAUGCCCUGGCCAAGGUCUUCGUAUGAUGCCCACCUGGCCCUGCCCUGGCCGCCACGCUGGCUGGGGUGUAGGGCCGGGCAGGUGGGGCUGAGGGGACUCCCAGCCUCACUGGAGGUGCAGAGGCCUGGCCUCUGUCUGUUUGCCGUGGAGCCUGGUGGUGCUAACGGCCCUUUCCCCAGGAAUCCCUCCCCUACGGCUGCCUUCCCCAAGCAUCCAGCCUGGGGAUGGGCCCCUUUCAGGAAUCACCCCCGAGGAUGGCCUCGGGGUUUCCCCCUGUGCCCUGACAGCCGCUCCUGGUAUCAGAGCUGCCUUCCAGAGGGCAGCACAGCCAGGGCCGGGUGUCUUUAGGGAUCAGUUUUUCCAAGACUCCAGAAGGUGCCAGGUUCUCCCCUUGAGCUCCUGCUCCCCCAUCCCCCAUCCUCCCAGACCUGGGCAGGAGCUGUGCUGGGAGAAAGGGUGGCAGCCGGGAGCCUCAGAGCUGAGCCCCGGCCUGGCUGCCCCUCCCCUCCGGCCCUCUCCACUGCUUUCCAGACACUAACCAAGGCCUCCAGGCCAGGGAUUGCCCAACACUCCUAGGGCAGCCCUCCCAGCGCCCCAUGGGGUCGCCCAUGGGUAGAGACGGCUUUCUUGUGCCCCUCCCUGGGGCAUGGAGGGUGGAGUGGGCCUCGGGUCCCCCUGAACUCCCUGUAUAUCUGUAUAAAUAACAGGAUUUUCAUGGCGCCGCCCCACCCGCAUUAUCACUGUGUGAUGGUCUCAGUCAGUCUCCUCCCUGUCUCCACUCUUUCCCUCUAUUUAUUUCACUCUCUCGUUUGGUUCUACCCUGCACCCUCGGUCCCCUUCCAGGUUCCUGUUUAUAAGCCCCAACCCCUCUGCCCCCAUCUUGUAUGUGAAAACUUGUCUCAAUAAACCCUUUGGAGUAA